Molecule: messenger RNA, 3054 nt
Organism: Lachancea mirantina
Lineage: Eukaryota; Fungi; Ascomycota; Saccharomycetes; Saccharomycetales; Saccharomycetaceae
Source: the annotation of a GenBank genome assembly
AUGAGCUCUUCAAAGACCCUUGGGCUGGGUUCUGCAGUGUCUACGUAUCUUGCAAAUAGCCAUGUCAAUGAUGGCAAAGCGAAUGAAGUUGCUGAGAAGAUUUCAUCGCAAAUUAAUGACAAACAGGCAAAAUUGGUCGAUAUUGUGCUUCUUUUGAGACCUCAAAUCACUUCCACCGAGACCGAUGAGAGACAGAAGGCUGUUGAAUGUAUUUCUGCCAUUUUGGGCCAUUUGGACCCAGCUACGUUGCUGAAAAAUGACGUAAGCGUAAUAAUAGACUUUUAUGCCAACACUUUCGAGGAUUCUGCCUGCAUGAAGGAGAUCUUACAAGGGCUCGCUAACGUGAUUGAUAUGCAACAUUUUUAUUUGUCACAGGCAACUAUCGUUUUGAACCGACUUAAAGAAUUUUAUCAGCCAGCAAACUAUCCCGCGCCCGUCAGAUACAUUACGUUCACUAUCUUAGAGCGCGUCCUGCUGAAAUUCCACGCCAAUUUCCAAAAGACUCCAGCUCUGAGUGAUCUUUUCAUCGAAACUUUCAUUGGAAUUGCCACAGGCGAAAAAGAUCCACGCAAUUUGUUACUUUCGUUCCGCAUAAACACUAUCGUGUGUUCCAGUCUGUCCGAUAUUUCCAAAUACAAAGAAGAUCUGUUCGACGUUUUAUUCUGCUAUUUCCCUAUUACCUUCAAGCCCCCAAAGAGCGAUCCUUACAAGAUCUCGAACCUUGAUUUGAAACUGGCUUUGCGUAGAGCCAUUUCCUCAUCACCACAGUUCGAAGAGGAUGCCUUUGGCAAUUUGAUAGAUAAAUUGGCCGCAUCGUCGCUUACAGUGAAAAAUGACACCAUAUUGACUUUGAAUGCUUGUGUAGAGAACUACGGGGGGGAGGCUGUGGUGAGAAAUUGGCUCCCACUAUGGAAUGCCCUGAAAUUCGACAUCUUGCAGGGGUCCGCUGCUACCGAAUCCGAAGGUUCAUUGGCGAAUGAAGUUAAUAAUUAUGAAACUUCACUCCAGGUAGUGGCAGCAAUUUCUAAUCAGUUAAUUCAGUUCAACGAAGCUACUUUUGACAAAUUUCACGCACAUGUUUUCGAUGAAUUGCAAGUUAAUUUCGAACAACAAACCAACCUGAAACAAAGCUGUGCGAUCUUAGCAACUCUUGCUGGCGUAAACGCAGAUACAUUCAAUAAAGUCAUGUCAAAAAUACCGAAGCUGCUUUUCGAAAAUAUGUCAAACAUGGAUUUAACGAAAGAAAAGCUUUUGAUUUUGAAUCUAUCGUUCUUCUUUGAUGCCUAUAUUAAAGUUUUUGGAGAAACUAAGGCUGCUGAAAAUGUCAUUUUCAGCAAUAACGAGCUGAAUAAACAUAAAGAUGAGAUCCUCAUGCUAUUAAGCAAAUCAUUAAAAACUUCUUCAAAUGCCGAAAUCACCAUCAAAGUCUUAGCCCUGGUACAGUUUACCAAGCUCAUCAAGAUGGCCGGAUAUUUGGACCACAAUGAGGUGUUGCUCAUCAUACAAUACUUCACUGAGACGGCUAUAUCGAGUGACAACAAAAACAUUCACUAUGCAUGCUUGGAAGGUCUCAAGGCUACCCGUGAUGUUUACGAAACAGACGUCAUAAAUCUGUGCAUAGGGACACUGUUCAACCAUUUAUUCGACAAAGCACUCGAUUCCGGGCUAAUCGAAGGUCAAGAGUCCGUUCCAGUGGAUAGGGUAUUGAGAUUGUUACUCGAGAUUUCCACAUCGAAACCAAACUUGGUUAUCAGAACGAUUUGUGGUCUUUCUGCAAAGCUAUCUGAAAUUUCGAAAUAUGAAAAUCUUACAGAACUCAGUUUCAUGAUUGUUUCGACUCUCCAUUCCUUAAUAAGUGCGAAUUACGAAGUUUUGGGGGAAAAUGAUAUCAUUGAACUGAAAAAGGCUGUACAGUUCGAACUUUUCACUUCACUCAUGAACGACAAACCUCUUUUUGGUGACAAUGAGUCACUGGAGCUGUUGUCAUCAUUUUUUUAUUUCCUUACUUUGAAAACGCCUCUUUCUUUACAUCCCGAAGAGCUGCGAAGGACCACGGAUUUUUUCUUGAAGAAUGCCAAGAUACUAGAUACGCCAAGGAGAUCAGCUCUUUGCUUCGUGAAAAUUUUAGCCGCCAUUGACAAAAAUUGCAAAUGGGAGAGCGAUGACUGCUUCAUUCGCACGGUGAAACUAGUACAGCACAAGGCCCUGGACAUGUCAGAUUUUGAAAAAGUUGCGUACUUCCAGUUGAUAACGCUUCUGGCCAAUAAGUGGUGUAGCCCCGGAAUGGUUGAAGAAAGUAUGGAAUUUCAGAGUACGUCAUAUGUCGAUGUUGAAAUUCAGUUUUGGGCCGCCAAGGGCCUCGUUAUGAGAAAUGCACAGGAAACCAAAAACUUCAUAGAUCAUUUCUUAGAUCUGCUACACAGCCAGACCGAGGGCGCUUGGACGGCGAGACUUUUUGAGAUUUUAACCAUUGAUCUACCUCACAUGGAAAACUUGAAGAAUCAUUCAUGGAAUAAUAACGUCCGACUCUUGCACAAACAAAAAUUCUUCAACGAUGUGGCCCCGAGGAUCAUAUCCUUGUUUCAAUCUUCGGACAAUUAUGAAAUCAAAGCAAACUAUCUCAUGGCCCUGUCCCUGAUUUUGCGCCAUACACCCGACAAAGUCACAGAGAGUUACAUGCCAGAAUUGCUUCCGCUAUUACUCCAAGCCAUGGAGCUGAAAAACACCGCAGUAAGGGUAUCUGCUUUGCGCACUGUCCUGAGCUCCAUGGAUCGCUCCUCUUCACUUAUCAGCGAGCAUGUACACAGCUUAAUACCCAUCCUGCUACGAUUUAUUGUUCCUUCGAUCUGCAACACGUUCGUUGUUAGAUCACUAGCACUUCAAGUGCUUCAGGCGCUGACCGUCCAUACGCCUCUGAACUACCUUUUACCCAUGAAAGACGACGUAAUCAGAAGCUUAUCGAGAGCCCUCGACGACAAAAAACGCAACAUCCGUAAGUUGGCAAUAGAUGCCAGUCAGGCAUUUUACGAACUAGGGCAGGUUCCGUUUGAAUAA